UAUCCGAUUCAAACGAAGACUUCCCGCCGGGAAAUUUCCGCCUUUCCGAUCACCGACCGGCGACUCUUUCCUUCUCCGGCGAUCGCUUCGAGCCAUAACCGUCUUUGUCUCAUUUCGAUUCUGAUUUGCCGAGAGAUCGAUCGUUUGAAUUCGGCGUUGCGAAUUCGGUGUUCGUAGGGAUUGGUUAUUUGGAUUUUAGAGCGAUUGAAUUCUGUGUUUAGAGAUUUUCCAUCCGGUUAAUUUAGAGGGAAAAGGAUCAUCUUUUUGAGCGGCUUGUGUUAUGCCAUUGAAUGCGGAAUAGAUGAAAGCCAAGGCAAGGCUGUCGUUAGAUUCGAUUGGUUUGGUUAUAUGAAAUGAUCGGUUUUAUCAAUGUUGUCUAGUUUGAUUAGAGUGGAUGGAUGUAUGCAAAUCAGAUUUAGCAUUUCGGAAGCAGAGAACAGUGGAGACCCCAAGACCACCGUUGGUUCCCUCAGAGAAGAACAAUGUCCUCACCACUGGCCGCCUUCGAACGAGAGAUGUUUCUUCUAGGUACAAGUCACCGUCUCCGUCUCCGUCGACGCCCUCUGGUCCCCGGCGUUGCCCGUCACCGAACCUCACGAGAACAGGACCCACAUCUUCUCAAUUGGUUCAGAAAAGGUCAAUUUCUGUGGAUAGAAGGCGGCCCUCAACACCCCCUUCACCCCCACGUCCGUCCACGCCGGUUCAGGAUUCAUCUGUAGAUGUGCAUUUAGCAUCCAGAAGGGUAGCCGGUGGUCGAAUGCCGGAGAGUUUAUGGCCUUCCACGAUGCGAAGUUUGAGUGUUUCCUUUCAGUCUGAUACAAUUUCUAUUCCCGUUAGUAAGAAGGAAAAACCAGCGACUAAUGCUUUGUCCGAACGGACUCUACGGUCCUCUUCUAAUGUGGUGCAUAAGCAGGUCGAAACGCCUAGUGCUGUGCGAAAGGCAACGCCAGAGAGAAAGCGAAGCCCGCUUAGAGGGAAAAAUGUGGCUGAUCAAUCGGAGAAUUCUAGACCAGUGGAUGGUUUGCAUAGCCGUUUGAUAGAUCAGCAUCGAUGGCCUAGUAGAAUAGGUGGAAAGGUGUCUACCAAUGCGCUUAAUAGAAGUGUGGAUCUUUCUGAUAGGACGGGUAGACCUCUUGCCACGCCUGUUCCGACAACCGGGUUGUCGUCAUUGAGGAGGGUCCCUUCAUCAGAUGGAAUGGGGAAACCUCUACAAAAAUCUUCUAGUGACACCGCAAGGCUGUUAUCACUUGAGGAUAGUGCCAGAGCAGGAUUCGGAGCAAAUUUAGUUGAUGAUAAUUCAUUGCAGGUAUCUGGAGCUCACAAGCUUGUUUCUACAAUUUUAUCAGAUAGAUUAGUUUCCGCAAACUCUGUGUUCAGAUCUCAGUCUUUGCCCUCUGUCGGGUCGAGACCACCCUCUCCUAGCAGGACCUCAAUGCUGUCAUCUUCUGUUUCAAGAGGUGUCAGUCCGUCUCGAACAAGACCGUCUACUCCACCUUCUAGAGGCGCUAGUCCAUCUCGGAUAAGGGCAUCAACCACGUCUAAUCAACCAGCCAAUUCAAAUUCUGUGCUUAGUUUUAUUGCGGAUUUUAGGAAGGGGAAGAAGGGAUCAAACUAUAUUGAAGAUGCUCAUCAGCUACGGCUGCUAUACAACAGAUACAUGCAAUGGAGAUUUGCUAAUGCCCGCUCACGGAGAGUUCUUUAUUUCCAGAAAGUAACAGCGGAGAGAACUCUAUUCAACGUCUGGAGCGCUACACUAAAUCUGUGGGAUUCAGUAAUCAGGAAAAGAAUCAAUCUUCAGCAGCUGAAGCUUGAGCUUAAACUGAAUUCAGUUUUGAAUGAUCAAAUGGGCUACCUUGAUGAGUGGGCUUUGCUUGAAAGAGAUCAUAUCACUUCUUUAUCUGGGGCUGUAGAAGAUUUGGAGGCGAGCACUCUUCGCCUUCCAGUUACCGGAGGUGCAAGGGCAGAUAUUGAUUCUUUGAAAGUAGCUAUCUGCUCAGCUGUUGAUGUGAUGCAGGCGAUGGCAUCAUCUAUUUGCAUUCUGCUUCCAAGGGCGGAGAGCAUAAACAGUUUGGUCUCAGAACUUGCUACCGUGGCAGCUCGAGAGAAAUCGAUGCUUGGCGAAUGCGAAGCACUAUUGGCUUCAACAGCAGCUAUGCAGGUGGAGGAAUGUAGCCUAAGGACACAUCUCAUACAAAGAAACGAAGAAUUGGGAAGUUUAAGAUAGCCAAUUUUGGCAUUCAAGACAUCUCCAUUAACUCUCACUAGCUGCGGCCAUUUGAACAGAGACAAAUUGGUGGUGUCUCUUCGGUUCUCUGUGAAUGUAUAUUGAGUUUGUGUCUGCUUUUUUUUUUUUUUUUCUUUUUUUAAUUGAUUUUUUUAUUUCUUCCCUGGAAUAUUGUCCUUUUUUAAUCAACCUUUUUUCUUCUUAACAAGCAAUGAGCUAAUAUAGCUUCAUGCUUUCCACGUGUAAUUUUUCCUCUUUUGUAUCACGCAAGUAAAACAAAAGAAAAAAAAACAAAAACAAAAACAAAAGCAGAAAACAAAAAUGCAAAGAAUGAACAAAAGAUUGAGAUUCAAUGUAGAUGUAAAGGUUCAGUAUAAAUGGAA
Messenger RNA from Morus notabilis, 2607 nucleotides. RefSeq names its product AUGMIN subunit 8. The record is from RefSeq and is a predicted model, not a curated record. Bases 395 to 2224 code for a protein of 609 amino acids. Gene Ontology annotation, cellular component: cytoplasm; nuclear microtubule; centrosome. Gene Ontology annotation, biological process: spindle assembly; centrosome cycle. Gene Ontology annotation, molecular function: microtubule binding. The transcript is spliced from 7 exons. Lineage: Eukaryota; Viridiplantae; Streptophyta; Magnoliopsida; Rosales; Moraceae.